AUGCAUCGACUAUUUGCUGAGCUGGAGCUAUCUGUAACCGUCACCGAGCAAAACCUGGCAGACCGAGUUCAGUAUAUCUUGCGCUCAAAUACAUUUGAUGUCACCGAACUCGAACGGCUACGACGUAAGGCUGUUCCUUCAUCGAUGGCUGAGGAUGCGGCGCCACAACUUGCAGAGCAACCGGCAAACGUGGAUGCCGCCGUGAAUACCCCAGUUUUGGUUGAUUCAAACGAAGAUGGAACAGUCACCCAGGAACUGGAACUGGAGCAAAUGAGGACUACAUUGGAUGAGGCGAUUUUGGAAACGCGCAGUACGCCUCUCGAAAAUCGACCGCGACUUCCCCGCAUAGCCAUCAGCAAGCGGAAUCGGGCUAUCGUGAGGGCUCUGAACCCAAUGCUGGUGACAUAUUUUGAAGCCAGCCGGGACCUUUGCGAGACGGACUCAAUUCUCUUUGGCGCCGCACUGGCAGUCUGCCGUAUUAUAGGCGCCAAACUUUCCACGGCGUGA
Parnassius apollo (apollo) is the source of this 507-nucleotide messenger RNA. NCBI's taxonomy places the organism in Eukaryota, Metazoa, Arthropoda, Insecta, Lepidoptera, Papilionidae. The record is from the annotation of a GenBank genome assembly.